This is a messenger RNA of Habropoda laboriosa, 2499 nucleotides long. It is a transcript of the gene p115, whose product is annotated as general vesicular transport factor p115. Bases 1 to 2412 code for a protein of 803 amino acids. The record is from RefSeq and is a predicted model, not a curated record. The transcript is spliced from 12 exons. Gene Ontology annotation, cellular component: cytoplasm; ER to Golgi transport vesicle membrane; Golgi stack. NCBI's taxonomy places the organism in Eukaryota, Metazoa, Arthropoda, Insecta, Hymenoptera, Apidae. Gene Ontology annotation, biological process: vesicle fusion with Golgi apparatus; endoplasmic reticulum to Golgi vesicle-mediated transport; transcytosis.
AUGGAAUAUUUUAAAAGUAGUAUUUUAAAGUCGGUUUUAGGUUCUGCACCUGUAGGAAACGAACCAUCGGGUGCUGAUACGGUAGAACGAUUGGUAGACAGGUUACAAUCGUCAACGUUAUUAAAUGACAGACGAGAUGCCUGCCGGGCACUCAAAGCUCUUUCACGCACUUAUCGUGUCGAGGUAGGAGCUCAAGGAAUGGAUGCUUUGAGACAAAUUCUAGAGAUGGAUAGAACCGACUGCGAAAUCAUUGCUUUAGCAUUGGACACUCUUUGUAAUAUAACCAAUCCAAAAACGUUCGAUGAAGAAAUAAAUAACCAUGGGCCUAAUAAUAAAAUAGGAGAACAAUUCACAGAGAUAUUUAUAAAAGAUACAGAUAGCGUGGGAUUAGUUUUAGCACUCUUGGAAGAAUUUGAAUUUAACGUCAGAUGGCUAGCAUUGAAGUUACUAAUGCACCUGUCGACUAAUAGACUGAAAGAUAUGCAAGAAAUAAUUUUAAUCAGACCCAUGGGUGUUGGGAAACUGAUGGAUCUCCUUGGUGAUAGUAGAGAAGUUAUACGUAACGAAAUUUUAUUGCUUCUUAUUCAACUAACAAAAGGCAAUGCGUACAUUCAAAAAAUAGUUGCAUUCGAUAAUGUAUUUGACCGCAUUUUGGAUGUUAUUGCACAAGAGGGUAAUGCAGAAGGUGGUAUCGUCGUGGAAGACUGCCUGUUGCUUAUGUUAAAUCUUUUACGGGGUAAUAUAAGUAAUCAAAAUUAUUUCAAGGAAGGUAGUUAUAUUCCAAAAUUGACACCAAUGUUUCAAAUACCAUCUGGAAUUGAUGACAAUGCAUGGAGUCCACAGAAGGUAUCAAAUGUUCAUUGCAUGAUGCAAGUGAUUCGUGCUUUAGUAGCACCAAGUGGGCCUGCCCAGACAGUGGCUAACUGUCAAAGAAUUAUAAGAGCCUGUGGACUUCUACAAGCUUUGUGUAACAUAUUGAUGGCUAGCGGUGUACCUGCGGAUGUGUUGGCAGAAACCAUUAAUACAGUAGCUGAAGUUAUUAGAGGAAAUACGAAUAAUCAAGAAUUUCUAGCUGGAGUAAUGGCUCCUAGUAAUCCUCCUAGACCUGCGAUUGUUGUUUUACUCAUGUCUAUGGUAAAUGAAAAACAAUCAUUUGCUUUAAGAUGUUCCGUUCUUUACUGCUUUCAAUGCUUUUUAUAUAAAAACAAAGUGGGUCAAAGUCAACUUAUUCAGACUUUAUUGCCCCAAGGGAAUGAGGUGCCAUCUUUGACAACAGGACAGUUGUUAUGUGGAGCUUUAUUUUCGUCGGAUUCUUUAUCGAAUUGGUUUUCUGCCGUGGCAUUGUCUUAUGCACUGAUCGACAACAACACGCAGAAGGAACAAAUGUUACGCGUGCAUCUUGCGACCAACAUCGGAAAGCCACCAGUGACCUUGAUACAACAAUGCGUAAUGUUGCUGCAACAAGGCAAUAAAACACAAUGCAAAUUAGGUCUUUUAAUGCUACUUUGUAGAUGGACUGCUGAUUGUCCAGCCGCUGUUAAAGCAUUUUUGGAUAUCGAUUCAUCUGUACCUUACCUAACAGCAUUGUUGUCGUCGCAGGAGAAUAACGAUGAUUUACAGGAAACCUUGUUACAAAGUAUGUGCGCCAUGCUUAUUGGAUUGUGUGUACAUUUUAACGAUAACACCGUUUCUAAUUAUACGAAGGAAAAAUUAUGCGAUUUAAUUGAAAAUAGAAUAGGAUUAGAAGGAUUUCAAGAUGCUAUCGGUGGUCUCGCUAGGCACGAGAUAUAUUCUAAAACUUUAAAACACCCUCAACCUUCGGCGAAGAAUCCUUCGGAGCUUUUAUUGGACCAUGAAUUUUGUAGAUUGUCAAAAACGUUAGAGGGUGUGAUUACGAAGUUGGUUCCAGACGGAAGUAGUUUGCAUCAUAAAAAUCAAAUUACAACACCUAUAUUACCAGAUUCCGUUUUAGUAUCGCAAUAUGAAGAAGUUAUUCGAAAACAAGAUUUACAGAUACAGAAACUCAGUCAAAUUAUGGAAUCACUGGUCAAAGAAAAACAUGAACUCGAAGCACAAAUGCAUGAUCUUCGAUCAACUGUUAGUUACUUGAAGGAUCAAAACUUAGUUUUACGAGCAGCACAAACUAAUUUAUUAUCAGAAGACACUGUACUUAAUGAAAAAAAUGAGACUGACUUGGAACGCAAAUUAAAGGAAAAAUCCGGUGAACUGGAAAAGCUAAAGAAAGACCAAGAAAAUCUUUUGGAACUUUUAACGGAUCAAGAUAGUAAAAUUAUACUGUACAAAGAGAAAUUAGCUGCAUUAGGUGAAAAAGUCGAGACAGAUGAAAGUUCUGUUGAACUGGACACCGAUGAUCAACCGGAAUCCAGCAAUUCCGUCGAUCGCAUUGAUUAAUAUCAUUUCUUCAAUAUCGAAAAUUGUUAUAGUAAUAAUGAUAAUGAAAAGACUUCUACUUCGGUUGUAUCUUUCCUUCUUUUUUCA